Pelobates cultripes (western spadefoot toad) is the source of this 204-nucleotide messenger RNA. The record is from the annotation of a GenBank genome assembly. NCBI's taxonomy places the organism in Eukaryota, Metazoa, Chordata, Amphibia, Anura, Pelobatidae.
AUGGGGAUCAUGAACUCCUUUGUCAAUGACAUCUUUGAGCGCAUCGCAGGCGAAGCCUCUCGCCUGGCUCACUACAACAAGCGCUCUACCAUCACCUCCCGGGAGAUCCAGACCACCGUGCGCCUGCUGCUACCCGGAGAGCUGGCAAAGCACGCCGUGUCCGAGGGCACCAAGGCUGUCACCAAGUACACCAGCGCCAAGUAA